Molecule: messenger RNA, 696 nt
Organism: Lentinula edodes (shiitake mushroom)
Lineage: Eukaryota; Fungi; Basidiomycota; Agaricomycetes; Agaricales; Omphalotaceae
Exons: 6
Coding region: 1-696 (231 amino acids)
Source: RefSeq, a predicted model, not a curated record
AUGCGUCGAUCUUCUGAGGAGCUACAACAGUGUUACAGUAUGCGAGAGAUCCGGGCUAUUUCAAAUGCUGAUGGUCCUGGAUAUCUCUACGCCUACGUCGAUGGUAGUAUUUGGAAGGUGGGGAUGUCCAAUGACUUUGUCCGUCGUCAGAAGGAGUGGGAUAAGGACUGUCCUUGCCCCUGGAGAAUAUGGUUUCCGCCUAUCCGGGUCGCGAACAGACGGAGAGUGGAAUCAUUAGUACAUCUUCUGCUUGAAAUGCAAUGUCUUGACCGCCUGCGAAUCUAUUGUCCAAACUGCCAACGAGUGCAUUUCGAAAAAUUCCUGUUCUCUGAACCCUGGCACAUCGUCUGGAGUACGAUUGGCUGCUAUGUCAUGAAGACUAAAAGAUGGGUGUCUGUGGCCUUUGGUGCUAAACGAGUCAAUACUUAUUGGUUACUCUAUAGUUAUCUAGACAAGAACCGGCGGAACAGAUGUAUCGAUAAAAUGAAAAGUUGUUCCCCAUGUUUCAAUACCGACAUCCCCAACAUCAGCGUUGCCACGCGUUCCGACAUCCCAACAUCAGGCAUGUUCCGACGUUUCGAUGUGUCGACCUCGGUCACGUCUGAACGUUCGGACGUCCCGACAUCGGGUACGCAUAAGCUCUGCGAGGUUUCUCAAAAGAACCUCGCCAUUUACAUGAGGCGGUUACUUGUAUGA